GGUUGGACAGCGCGGUCCCACAGUGCCAGCCCAAUAGACUGAUGAGUUAUUGUCAUGUAAAAAAGCGCUAGCAAUAAGACCAAACGCUUUGCUAUUGUCCAAGCGGAAAGAGCCAAGUUUAUUAUGAGGACUAUAUGCUCUAGAGACCUGAGGCUAGGCGGCUCUUAGGGGGCUUUUCAUAAAACAGGGCGAAGCUCCUAUAAAGGAGGCCAGUUUUGGAGCAGGCGCUGAGCAGUGCACAUCUACCCACGGCCUCUUUCCAAAACAGUCAAAUCCAAGCAAUUCAUUUCUCCCCAACAUAUCUCGCGUUCUUAUCAUUUUUCCUGGGAAGUGCGGCUUUCUUUAUCCACGGAGCCUUUUCAAAUGUAUAAAAUGGAGUAUUCUUACUUAAAUUCCUCUGCCUACGAGUCAUGUAUGGCCGGGAUGGACACGUCGAGCUUGGCAUCAGCCUACGCGGACUUCAGCUCGUGCAGUCAAGCCAGUGGGUUUCAGUACAAUCCGAUCAGGACCACGUUUGGGGCAACCUCCGGCUGCCCGUCGCUCACGCCGGGGUCUUGCAGUCUGGGGACCCUGCGGGACCACCAAAGCAGCCCGUACGCUGCAGUUCCUUACAAACUCUUUACGGAUCAUGGUGGACUGAACGAGAAGAGAAAGCAGAGGCGCAUUCGGACCACUUUUACCAGCGCACAGCUCAAGGAGCUCGAGAGGGUUUUUGCUGAGACCCACUACCCGGAUAUCUACACACGAGAAGAGCUGGCGCUCAAAAUCGAUUUGACUGAAGCCAGAGUACAGGUGUGGUUCCAAAACCGACGCGCCAAAUUCCGCAAGCAAGAGCGCGCGGCAUCUGCUGCCGCUGCAGCUGCCAAGAAUGGCUCCGGGAAGAAGUCGGACUCUAGGGACGAGGACAGUAAAGAAACCAAAUCUACCGAUCCUGACAGCACCGGAGGACCAGGGCCCAACCCCGUCCCGACGUCCAACUGCAGCGGGCCCAGUCCAACCAGUGGCCAGGUCAACAUUUCCAGCGGAAACGGACAAGUGGACCAAGGGAAGACAUCAGUGUCUCCCGGCAUGUGUGGAAACACAGCGAUUCAAGGCUGGGCUUCUGCCCCCGGCACCAUCACCUCUAUCCCGGACUCAUUGGGUGGACCGUUCGCCAGCGUACUGUCCUCUUUGCAAAGACAGAACGGAGCCAAAGCUACGUUAGUAAAGACAAGCAUGUUCUAAUACAGCGGAGACCCAUUGACAAAAUCAACAAGAGAAACAUGGUUUACUGACUCCGGUGACCGAGGAGUGUUGAGUCCGUGGAAGGAAGGAUGUUACAAGACAGACAGAAGGACACUGAUAGGCCAAUCAUAACCGCAGUUGUAAAAAGAUGAAGAUUACUACUUUUAUUUUUUUGCCUCACGCCUUCCUUCUCGGCUAUCGUCUGGUAUUGUGGUCAUUCUGCACUUAUAACUGUCUGGUUCAAGUAACCACUAACAGCUGCGCAUUCAUACGCAGUCCCAUCAUAGGACCAGAUGUCAAAAUAUAUCGACACUGUAGGCUACAAAUCCUUUUUUAAAUUUUUUUUUUUAAGUUGCCGACAUUUUGAUUUGACUGAAGCUGUUUGAUAUAUCGAAUAUCUCUGCUUAUUAUCGAAUGAGACAUCAACUAUUUUGUCAUUUUCCUGACGCAACUUGCUAAGUAUAAGUAGCCUAUACGUCACUGUUUCAGGGCUCAUGAAGAAUGUAGUUUUUUUCCCCAAUUGUUGAUAUCAAAUGAACUUGCAUUAUUUCCAAAAAAAAGGCACAAAGUACAACAGUUCACCGCUGACAGAAAUAAGUAGGCCUAAUUGUUUUGUGUGUUUUUGUGGCUCAAAUUGUAUAGCGUUAAUAUGUAUUAUUGUAUCCUAUAGUUGACCAUAGGCCAUACUCCCCUUGUAGAAUCACAGUCUUUUUUGAUGUUUUACAAAGUUACAAUUGGCGAAUUUAUUUUGCGUAAAAAAAAAGGGAAUGGAUGCAAACAUUGUAUUUAUUUCAUUUUUAUUUGCAUGUUGUCUUUUCUGUCCAAUUUUAUAAUAUUUUCCCCCAUUUUGUGAGCAUAAUGUAACAUGUUUUGUCCAGGAUUUGAAAGCUAUUUAUAUGUAGGUAAUGAAUGCUUAUAUUUAAGAAGGAAAUAUUUCUACAUGUUCACAUAGUUUUCCAGGUGUACCAUUGAAAUGGUUGUUGAUGAUAAAAAUAAUAAUCAAAUUGGCUUUGUCAUGUUUCUCUUUGUACAUCUUUAGACAACAUGUAAGCAAACACCUUAGGCUACUAUUCUGCAUAGAAAAUAUUGAAAAAAGGUUAACCAAAUUCGCACAUAAAUUGCUAUUAUCUUCUGAUUCCCUAAUCCACGUCAAAUUUACAUAUUGGUUCUCACAAAUUAAAUCACAUUCUUUAAUAACUUUUGUCAUGGAUUCUGUAGUAUCUUGUAUUACUAUGCACAUCUAUAAUAUAAGUCACCUAAUA
This is a messenger RNA of Oncorhynchus keta (chum salmon), 2486 nucleotides long. RefSeq names its product paired mesoderm homeobox protein 2B-like. Gene Ontology annotation, molecular function: DNA-binding transcription factor activity, RNA polymerase II-specific; RNA polymerase II transcription regulatory region sequence-specific DNA binding. Lineage: Eukaryota; Metazoa; Chordata; Actinopteri; Salmoniformes; Salmonidae. The coding region runs from base 364 to 1224 and encodes 286 amino acids. The record is from RefSeq and is a predicted model, not a curated record. Gene Ontology annotation, biological process: regulation of transcription by RNA polymerase II. The transcript is spliced from 3 exons.